AUGCACAGCUUUGCCAGCUCCAUCGAUGAGUGCUCUAGACGGCAGCUACAUAUACCCCGUGCUCCUCGUUCCAUAGCUCACCAAGCAGCCCGAUCCACCACUCCACUCCACUCCACUCCUGUGCCUCAGAGUUCAUCAAGUACUCGUCAGGUACCAGGUAAAAUGGAUGCCCAGAACAAGGAGGUCGACGCCCUGGUCCAUAAGAUCACCGGCCUCCACGCCGCCAUCGCCAAGCUGCCGUCCCUCAGCCCAUCCCCCGAUGUCGACGCGCUCUUCACCGACCUGGUCACCGUGUGCGUGCCCCCGAGCCCCGUGGACGUGACCAAGCUCGGCCCGGAGGCGCAGGAGAUGCGGGAGGGCCUCAUCCGCCUCUGCUCCGAGGCCGAGGGGAAGCUGGAGGCGCACUACUCCUACAUGCUCGCCGCCUUCGACAACCCGCUCGACCACCUCGGCAUCUUCCCCUACUACAGCAACUACAUCAACCUCAGCAAGCUCGAGUACGAGCUCCUGGCGCGCUACGUGCCCGGCGGCAUCGCCCCGGCCCGCGUCGCCUUCAUCGGCUCCGGCCCGCUGCCGUUCAGCUCCUACGUCCUCGCCGCCCGCCACCUGCCCGACACCAUGUUCGACAACUACGACCUGUGCGGCGCGGCCAACGACCGCGCGAGCAAGCUGUUCCGCGCCGACAAGGACGUGGGCGCCCGCAUGUCUUUCCACACCGCCGACGUCGCGGACCUCGCGCACCUCGGCGCGCAUAUGGCGGACGGGGCGGCCCUCGUCGUGCGCAGCGCGCACGGCGCGCGUGGGUUCCUGUACCCGAUCGUCGAUCCCCAGGACAUCGGUCGCGGCGGGUUCGAGGUGCUGGCCGUGUGUCACCCCGACGACGACGUGGUGAACUCCGUCAUCAUCGCACAGAAGUCCAAGGACAUGCAUGCCAAUGAACACCGCAACGGGCGUGGUGGACAGUACGCACGGUGCACAGUGCCGGUGGUCAGCCCGCCGUGCAGGUUCGGCGAGAUGGUGGCGGAUGCGACCCAGAAGAGAAAGGAGUUCGCCAACGCCGAAGUGGCCUUCUGA
This is a messenger RNA of Triticum turgidum subsp. durum (durum wheat), 1074 nucleotides long. The record is from the annotation of a GenBank genome assembly. NCBI's taxonomy places the organism in Eukaryota, Viridiplantae, Streptophyta, Magnoliopsida, Poales, Poaceae.